Messenger RNA from Tarenaya hassleriana, 1234 nucleotides. RefSeq names its product putative pre-16S rRNA nuclease. The transcript is spliced from 6 exons. The record is from RefSeq and is a predicted model, not a curated record. Bases 38 to 775 code for a protein of 245 amino acids. NCBI's taxonomy places the organism in Eukaryota, Viridiplantae, Streptophyta, Magnoliopsida, Brassicales, Cleomaceae. Gene Ontology annotation, biological process: rRNA 5'-end processing.
UCAGUUUUUGCUGUCUUCGUCUUCCUCAAGAAGAGUGAUGUGUUCUAUGCAGCAGUGUUCCUUCAAAGGUUCUUCAUCUCUACUUCGGACGAAUACCUUCAGAACCGAAAAAUACAUCUUUGCCCCUUUCGUUCUUCGGAUAUCUUCGUCUAGAACCCGUAAAUAUCCCUCAAUUCCAAGGGCAGUUUGUUCAGUUGAUGAAAUCCCCCCUAAUGCCCUUCGCCGGAGAACCGACCGGAACUGGAGAGGGGGGUUCAGUCUCGGAGUAGAUUUGGGAUUGUCUCGCACCGGCGUCGCGCUUAGCAAAGGCUUCUCUGUUCGACCGCUCACGGUUUUGUCAUUGAGAGGGCAAAAGCUCGAGCUGAGGCUCCUGGAAAUAGCUGAAAUGGAGGAGGUCGAUGAGUUCAUAAUUGGGUUGCCGAAAUCUUCCGAUGGGAAAGAGACAGUUCAGUCGAACAAAGUUCGGUCUGUCGCCGGACGGCUUGCCGUUCGAGCCGCCGAGAGGGGUUGGAGGGUUUAUGUGUUGGAUGAACAUGGGACAUCAUCAGAAGCUUCAGACAGAAUGAUCGUUAUGGGACUCAGCAAGAACGAGCGGAAGCAAAGAACAGACGCAUAUGCUGCGGUGAUAUUACUGGAGAGGUAUUUCUCUACUCGAGGUGUAGGAGCCGAAAUCAUACUGCCCAAAUGUCAGCAGCUUCAAGAGAAGAUCAAGAAGGGUUCUCCUCUGGAUCCGGACUUUUCCCCGGGAAAAUCCGAGGAGCAUUUCACCUUCUGAAUUAGGUUCGAAUCAACGAAAAAAACUGCCUUUUUAUACGGUCGAUGUCAAUCUGAUGAAGAGCACAUAUUUCAUCUUCAAACAGAGAUGAGAGCACUAAACAGAAGUUGUUCCAUUUCUGAUUGUAUAGUUUAGAUUUGGUAGCAUUUAGUUUAAAGCCAAAGCAAACAUUCUGAGUUCCUCUGUUAUGUGACAGAACUUCUGUCAUAAGCUGAACAAAGAUGCAAAGAAGACUGGGAAACUGAAUGACACACGUGUGCACUCCUCGAUAUCUCUCGCACGUGCGAGUUCCAAGUCUCUUUUCUAUGGUUAAUUCCACUCUUGCAAUGGCUUUCUCUUCUCUGUCCUCUAGGCUCUACCCAUGAAAUCCCUCAAUCUUCCAAAAUAACGUCAUUUUGGUUGUGUAUAUAAAUAUUCAUUUUGAAGGCACUUUGUAUCAAUGAAGAGUUACAUUUUGUA